Phoenix dactylifera (date palm) is the source of this 1115-nucleotide messenger RNA. RefSeq lists its product as uncharacterized. The record is from RefSeq and is a predicted model, not a curated record. NCBI's taxonomy places the organism in Eukaryota, Viridiplantae, Streptophyta, Magnoliopsida, Arecales, Arecaceae.
CCACUCUCGUCUCUUCUCUCUCUCUUUUCUUUGGCGGUUUCUAUGGCGGAGUUUCCACCGAAUCCUGAUGACGGCGAGCUCUGGCUGCCGUCGGAGAUAUUCCCGGACGUCGGCGUCGGCCUCCGCCACCACAGCCAGCCCGCUCCCCCCGAUCUCUCCUACUUGGACGACCUCGCCGAGAAACUUGCCGCCUUCGGCCUCCUCGAUCGCAGCCACCUUCUCCGACCCAACCAUCAUCCCUCCGACGGGUUUCGUUUUGAUAACGGAUCAGUUUCACGGUUCGGUCCUUCGGCGGAGAGGGAGGCUGGAGCGGGGAUGGUGUACGACGGGUUCCGUUCCCCGGCGGUUUCGAGGCGGGUGCUUGGCGCCGCCGCCGCCGCCGCCGCCGCCGCUUCGCGGCCGGUGUUUCCUUUUUCCGCGGCGAAGCCGUCUCAGGUGGAGGCUUUUGGCCAGGGGAGAAGUGGGGUUAUGGCAAGACAGCAGCAGUUGCCGAUUCGAGGUCGGCGGUUCGUUCCGGUUCGGACCGGCGGGACUGGGAGGGAGUGUGGGGGCACCGGCGUGUUCCUUCCUCGGGUGAGCCGUAACGAAGUCGUGGCUCCAACGAAGAACAGACCUAGUAGGCAUCAAAAAUGGAGGAGAGCGACAGAAGCAGGCCAUGGGGAAGCAAGGAAUGCCAUUUCAUCAGGCUCCUCCUCCUGAGAUGCGUCUGCCUCAGGACUGGACCUACUGAGAGGCCCCCAUUCCCCUCACCCAUCCCCUUUGUCAGUCGCUGUGUAAAGAAAAAGACCACCCCCUUGUUUUCUCGUGCUGUUGUCUUUUGAGGAAUAAGUACAAGGAAAGCAGAGGAAGGAGGGUGGGGGGGUUUGGGAAUGGAUGCCGUGGAAGGGGAAAAAAAAUAGAGAACGAAAGGAAGUGGAAAUAACUAGCUUGGUCUGUAGCAAUGGAAGGAAAUAACAGCACUUGGACGAGGGAAGCUGAUAGGAUUGAAUUUUUUUUUCCUUUUUUUUUAAAGUCUGUCUUCGUUGUCUUUUGUCUCUUUAGUCCUCCUGGCUUGUUUGCCUCAGUACUGUAUACAUGUAUUAAUUAAUUAAUAAAAAUGAUAUAUUAAUAGGAAG